Messenger RNA from Mercurialis annua (annual mercury), 1842 nucleotides. RefSeq lists its product as uncharacterized. The coding region runs from base 74 to 1471 and encodes 465 amino acids. Gene Ontology annotation, molecular function: LPPG:FO 2-phospho-L-lactate transferase activity. Lineage: Eukaryota; Viridiplantae; Streptophyta; Magnoliopsida; Malpighiales; Euphorbiaceae. The record is from RefSeq and is a predicted model, not a curated record. The transcript has 14 exons.
AUUUAUAUAAACAUUGAAAAAGCUAAAAAAAGGAGAGAAAAACAAAGUGAAGAGAAAUAGCGGGAAGGGAACAAUGGCGGACGUACAUUUAGGACCGUCCAUCAAUUUUAAUCCAAUUAAUCCAUUUCUUCUCCACACUCCAAUUCUAAUCAAUUAUUUCAAUCUCAUCUCAAAAUCAAAAUCAAAAUUCAAAUCAAUGGCUAUUUCUUCUUCUUCUUCAGUUCAAUGCCCUGCUUCAAACCCUAGGCCCAAACAGCCUUCGCUUCUCGUAUUCUCAGGCGGAACUGCUUUUAAUGGAGUAGUGGAAGAGCUUAAGAAAUUAACCACACGCGUUGCUCAUGUUCUUCCUGUUUCCGAUGACGGUGGAAGUACUGCUGAAAUCGUUCGCGUCCUUGGUGGACCGGCUGUUGGAGACAUUCGGUCUAGAUGUUUAAGAUUGUCGGACGAAAGUACUUCUGAGGCUCUUGCUGUUCGGAAUUUGCUUGGUUAUCGUUUACCUCUUGAUGCGCCUCUCGCUAAAUUAGAAUGGUAUAAUAUAGUGGAAGGACAGCAUCCUUUGUGGAAUGGUGUAUCAAGACCAUAUAGAGAAACAAUUCAAGCUUUUCUUGUUUAUUUCCAAAAUGAGAUCCUGCGCCGGCCUAAUGAAUCAUUUUGCUUUAGUAAUGGCAGCAUUGGGAAUUUUUUCUUUGCAGGAGCUCGCAUAUUCUUUCAGUCAUUAGAUGCUGCAAUAUUUUUGUUUUCACGUGUUUCAGAUAUUCCACCAGAAAGUUUGGUCCUUCCUGUAAUUUCAACAAAUGACAGGCUCACAUUAGGAUGUGAAUUAUGGGAUGGGACCAUUAUACGGGGACAGAAUGAAAUUUCUCAUCCAACGAAUGGUAUCGGGCAAUCAGUUAAUAAGGUAUGUCACUCAGUUCCAGCUCUUCCUUCAAGAAUAAAGAGGGUGUUCUACAUGUCAAGUGAGGGUGGAAAUUUGCUACAUGAGGUCUUUCCCAUUGUUAACUCACCGGUGCUGGAUCAGUUAAGUAAUGUGGAUUGCGUUGUAUAUGCUAUGGGGUCUCUCUUCACUUCCAUUUGUCCAUCUCUGGUGUUACGUGGAAUUGGGGAAAAUAUAUCUUCGAGAACAUGUCCCAAGGUACUUUUGCUGAAUGGGGCUCAUGAUCGCGAAACAAGUGGCUUUUCUGCCUCUUGCUUCGUAACCGCCAUCACGGAUGCUCUAAAUAGAAAGUAUGGAGAUCCUCAUAAAUGUCUAGAAAAUUCUCCAAACCAGUAUGUCAAUACGCUUUUAGUUCCAAAAGACGGAGAAAUUUCUAUAGAUGUUCAUUGCUUGGAGUCCCAAGGAAUCUUUGAUGUGAUUUUUGUUGAUUCUAUUCGUGAUCCGAAAGUUGGUAUAAUAUUUAACCCCCAGUCAUUGAUAAAUGCACUCGCCAACGUGGUAGGCAGAUACAUGAGCACAAUUGAUUUGUCGGAUUAGCUAAAAUUUGAGAGCAGAAAUGAUAUUCAGCAACCAUUAUCUUCAUGUGUUGGAUUGUGCUUCUGAGAAACAUUUUUUGACACUUCGUGUUUCAAAUACAUGGUCUUUGAUUCAAGUAUAUGCAGAGAAACCCGUCAAUCCAUUACCUCGAAGCAACGGCUGUGGACAAAUGCUGUACAAAGUAACAUUCAUUCUUUUUUUUUUGAGAGACAUUCAUUCUUCUUUUUAUUUCUAAAAUUAAACAAGAAAAACGCAUGUUUUUCACUUUUACUUUUUACUGGGUAAAAUGAUAGCUUCGAUCCUGUAUUCCAACGUUUAAAGAAAGAUUCACAGUCCAGGUGAAAUAAGUCAUUUUUAGCCAUUUUGAUUAA